AUGUCCAAAAUAUUAUCCCGAGAAGAGAUUGAACAUCUCAUCUCGGUGGGCAGGAUAGUGGUGAUCUACGACUCGCAAGUGUUAGAUCUCAAGAGCUGGAUAGACCGUCACCCGGGUGGUGAUAAAGCGGUCCACCACAUGAUUGGAAAGGAUGCAACCGACGAAAUGAAUGCCUACCAUUCUCCGGAGACUAUUGCCACUUUUAGGAGGUGGAGAAUUGGGUCCAUUGACUACUUGUGGGAAAACAUGAUACCACCGAUCCAAGGCGGAGUUUUCCGUUCGCUGGAAAACAAGGAGAAAGACACCAAGAAAGCUUCUAGUGCUCCCAAAGAGCUCAGUGGUAAAAUGCCAGAUCAUGUCAAGCCAAGAAUUCCGGCAGGCACGAUUCCUUCUAAAAAAAACGAAGCUGAGCUUUUCCCGGUGAUAGACAGUGCCAUUCGUGAUCCAAAGGCUGUCAUAGAGAACUACGAUAACCGCAUGGUCAGACUAGACCUCGAAAGUGUGCCACCAUUGGACUAUGCCACUCAAACUCGGAUAUCACAACAUUAUCGGGAAUUGCACAAGAAAGUGGUUGAGGGAGGCUACUACCAGUGUCGAUACAUCGAGUACUUCAAGGAGUUUUGUCGGUGCGGAUCUCUACUUCUCUAUUUCCUCGUUUUCUUGAAAACCAACCAUCUAUGGCUGUCUGCAUUUUGUCUUGGGUGUGCCUGGCAACAGUUACCGUUCAUAGUCCACGAUGCCGGCCAUAUAGCUAUCACGCAUAACUAUCAUGUGGAUAACAUCAUUGGUGCUUUGAUCAGUGAUUUCAUAGGAGGAUUGUCUAUUGGUUGGUGGAAACGUAACCACAAUGUUCAUCAUCUGAUCACAAACGAUCCUGUUCACGAUCCGGAUAUCCAGCACCUUCCCUUUUUUGCGGUGAGUUCGCGAUUGCUGGGAUCGGUGUAUUCGACUUAUUAUGAGAACACUCUGUGGUUCGACGCCUUUGCCAAGACAUUUGUGAGGUUUCAACGCUACACGUACUACUUGAUUCUGUCCUUUGGACGUUUCAAUCUGUAUCGGUUGUCUUGGAUUCAUCUUAUAUUGGGCCAGGGCCCCAAGAAGGGUAAAGCUGCGUACCUCAGAUACUUGGAAUUGACCGGACUGUGUUUCUUUUUCUACUGGUUUUUCUAUCUCGUCAUCACCAAACGAUUGACCAACUGGAGCGAUAGACUUAUUUUCCUGAUGAUCUCGCAUGUAACAACCAUGGUGGUUCACGUUCAGAUCACCCUAUCACACUUUGGUAUGUCAACUUCGGACCUGGGACCAUCUGAGUCAUUUGCUGCUCGUCAACUCCGAACCACUAUGGAUGUGGAUUGUCCUGAAUGGUUUGACUAUUUUCAUGGUGGUCUACAAUUCCAGGCGAUCCACCAUCUGUUUCCAAGGUUGCCAAGACACAACUUCCGUCGGGUCCAGCCAUUGGUAAUUGACUUUUGCAAUGCCACAGGCUUGAAGUAUUCCAUUUACGGGUUCAUGGACGGCAACGGAGUUGUUUUGGACAAGAUGGGUGAUGUUGGAAAGCAGGUGAAGAUCAUCAAGGAUUGCUUGAAGGGAAUGAAGAUGGAAGCAGAGGAGAACGUCAAUCUGUAUGAGAAGAGGCUUGAGAGUAUUGAUGAGUUGAAGACAUAA
This is a messenger RNA of Kuraishia capsulata CBS 1993, 1665 nucleotides long. RefSeq lists its product as uncharacterized. Gene Ontology annotation, biological process: lipid metabolic process. The record is from RefSeq and is a predicted model, not a curated record. Gene Ontology annotation, molecular function: oxidoreductase activity, acting on paired donors, with oxidation of a pair of donors resulting in the reduction of molecular oxygen to two molecules of water. Gene Ontology annotation, cellular component: membrane. NCBI's taxonomy places the organism in Eukaryota, Fungi, Ascomycota, Pichiomycetes, Pichiales, Pichiaceae. The transcript has a single exon. The coding region runs from base 1 to 1665 and encodes 554 amino acids.